AAUGGAGGUGGAAAAAACAAAGUUAGGAACCCUAAAAGCUCCUACUCAUGGAAAGUUCAUUACAGUUCUGAGCAUUGAUGGAGGUGGAAUUAGAGGAAUUAUUCCAGGAAUUAUAGUUGCCUUUUUAGAGUCCGAGUUACAGAAGCUAGAUGGUGAGGAAGCAAGAGUUGCAGAUUACUUCGAUGUAGUUGCAGGGACAAGCACAGGUGGUCUGUUGACCAUCAUGCUAACUGCACCCAAUGACAACAAUCGCCCUAUGUAUGCUGCCAAAGAUAUCAAGUCCUUCUAUUUUGAUAACGGCCCUAAAAUUUUUCCUCAAGGGAGUUGGCCACUUGCUUCAGUCGCCAAAAUGAUCAAAGUAGUGUUUGGACCAAGGUACGAUGGCAAGUAUCUCCAUAAUCUCCUUAAGCAAAAACUGGGAAACAAAAGAUGUCAACAAACAUUGACCAACGUUGUAAUCCCAACUUUUGACAUCAAGCGACUCCAGCCCACCAUCUUCUCCAGCUUUGAGGUGAAGCGCAAGCCAUACCUCAAUGCCUUACUGUCAGAUAUAGGCAUUGGAACUUCCGCUGCCCCAACUUAUUUUCCUGCCCACUAUUUUGAAACCAAAGACUCUGCAGGAAAGGUGGAAAAAUUCAAUCUUGUUGAUGGUGGUGUAGCUGCUAACAAUCCGACUUUAAUUGCUAUUGGAGAAGUGACAAAAGAGAUUCACAGGAAAAGCCCAGAUUUCAAUUCUAUAAAAGCAGCUGAUCAUUAUGGUAGACUACUGGUACUAUCAGUGGGAACAGGUUCUCCUAAAGUUGAAGAGAAGUACACUGCAAAUGAAGCAUCCAGAUGGGGAGUGUUUGGUUGGUUAGUAAGUGACCAUUCUACCCCAUUAGUUGAUGUCUUCACUCAAGCAAGUGCAGAUUUAGUAGACUUGCAUAUGUCUGUGGUUUUCAAAAGCCUGGAAUCCGAAAAAAAUUACCUUCGAAUUCAGGAUGAUACAUUGAAAGGGGAAGUCUCCUCUGUUGAUAAUUCCACGAAGGAGAAUCUGGAAAAUCUUGCAAAGAUUGGAGAAGAGUUGCUGAAGAAACCGGUGUCAAAGGUGAAUUUAGAGACGGGUAGUUUUGGACCAUCGAAACAUGAGACCAAUGAACAAGCUCUUACAAGGUUCGCAAAGCUGCUCUCUCAAGAGAAGCACCUUCGUGAUCAAGCCUCAUCAUCUUAGAACCCCAUGGCAAAUAUUUGUGAUGCAGUUUGAGAUUUUCAGUGUUUUUUUUUCUUCCUUUGUUAAAUGAAUAAAAUAAGGCGGUAUGAGAUGAAUAAAACUAAUGCAAUAAAGUAUGCUUGAGACU
Messenger RNA from Prunus avium (sweet cherry), 1337 nucleotides. Its product is annotated as patatin-like protein 2. Gene Ontology annotation, biological process: lipid metabolic process. Lineage: Eukaryota; Viridiplantae; Streptophyta; Magnoliopsida; Rosales; Rosaceae. Gene Ontology annotation, molecular function: glycerophospholipase activity; monoacylglycerol lipase activity. The record is from RefSeq and is a predicted model, not a curated record.